Messenger RNA from Tachyglossus aculeatus (Australian echidna), 5311 nucleotides. RefSeq names its product protein kinase C alpha (gene PRKCA). Lineage: Eukaryota; Metazoa; Chordata; Mammalia; Monotremata; Tachyglossidae. Bases 27 to 2078 code for a protein of 683 amino acids. Gene Ontology annotation, biological process: protein phosphorylation. The record is from RefSeq and is a predicted model, not a curated record. The transcript is spliced from 18 exons. Gene Ontology annotation, molecular function: ATP binding; zinc ion binding; diacylglycerol-dependent serine/threonine kinase activity.
CUCCGUCCGUCCCUCAGUCCGUCGCCAUGGCCGACGUGUUCCCCGCGGGCGAGGCGGCCGUGCCGGGCCAGGACGUGGCGAACCGUUUCGCCCGCAAAGGGGCGCUCCGCCAGAAGAACGUGCACGAGGUGAAGGACCACCGAUUCAUCGCCCGCUUCUUCAAGCAGCCCACCUUCUGCAGCCACUGCACCGACUUCAUCUGGGGGUUUGGGAAACAAGGCUUCCAGUGCCAAGUCUGCUGUUUUGUGGUUCACAAGAGGUGCCAUGAAUUUGUUACUUUCUCAUGUCCCGGUGCGGAUAAAGGUCCCGACACUGAUGACCCUAGAAGCAAGCACAAAUUUAAAAUCCACACGUAUGGAAGCCCCACGUUCUGCGAUCACUGUGGGUCACUGCUCUACGGACUUAUCCAUCAGGGGAUGAAAUGUGACACCUGUGAUAUGAAUGUUCACAAACAAUGUGUAAUAAACGUCCCAAGCCUCUGUGGAAUGGACCAUACGGAGAAAAGAGGGCGGAUUUAUCUGAAAGCUGAAGUUACCGGUGAAAAAUUGCAGGUCACAGUACGAGAUGCGAAAAAUUUAAUCCCUAUGGAUCCAAACGGCCUCUCAGAUCCCUAUGUGAAGCUGAAACUUAUUCCUGACCCGAAGAAUGAAAGUAAACAGAAAACCAAAACCAUCCGUUCCACACUGAACCCUCAAUGGAAUGAAUCGUUUACAUUCAAAUUAAAACCAACAGACAAAGAUCGACGGCUAUCUGUGGAGAUCUGGGACUGGGAUCGGACAACUAGAAAUGAUUUCAUGGGGUCCCUCUCGUUUGGCGUGUCAGAGCUGAUGAAAAUGCCUGCAAGUGGAUGGUACAAGUUGCUUAACCAAGAAGAAGGGGAAUACUACAAUGUGCCCAUUCCAGAAGGAGAUGAAGAAGGAAACGUGGAGCUCAGGCAGAAGUUUGAGGAUAAAAGAAUCGGGAAGCAUGAGAAAGCCAAGCUUGGGCCCGCCGGUAACAAAGUGAUCAGUCCAUCCGAAGACAGGAAAUCCAGUGUGCCGUCCAAUAACCUCGACAGGGUCAAACUCACAGAUUUUAACUUCCUUAUGGUGCUGGGAAAAGGAAGUUUUGGAAAGGUGAUGCUGGCAGACAGAAAGGGAACAGAAGAGCUCUAUGCCAUCAAGAUUUUGAAAAAAGACGUGGUGAUCCAAGAUGAUGAUGUGGAGUGUACAAUGGUGGAGAAGAGGGUGCUAGCCCUGCUAGACAAGCCACCUUUCCUAACGCAGCUGCAUUCCUGCUUCCAGACCAUUGAUCGUCUGUAUUUUGUCAUGGAAUACGUCAAUGGCGGUGACCUCAUGUACCACAUUCAGCAAGUAGGAAAAUUUAAGGAACCGCAAGCAGUGUUCUAUGCUGCAGAGAUUUCCAUCGGUUUAUUCUUUCUCCAUAAAAGAGGAAUCAUUUACAGAGAUCUGAAAUUAGAUAAUGUAAUGUUGGAUUCAGAAGGACACAUCAAGAUCGCUGACUUUGGGAUGUGCAAGGAGCACAUGAUGGACGGAGUCACAACCAGGACAUUUUGUGGGACCCCAGAUUACAUUGCCCCAGAGAUUAUUGCUUAUCAGCCAUAUGGAAAAUCCGUGGAUUGGUGGGCUUACGGCGUCCUGUUGUAUGAAAUGCUAGCCGGGCAGCCUCCAUUUGAUGGCGAAGAUGAGGACGAACUCUUCCAGUCAAUAAUGGAACAUAAUGUUUCGUAUCCAAAAUCGCUGUCCAAAGAAGCAGUUUCCAUUUGCAAAGGGUUAAUGACCAAGCACCCUGCCAAACGGCUCGGCUGUGGGCCUGAGGGAGAACAGGACGUCAGAGAGCACGCAUUCUUCAGGAGAAUCGACUGGGAGAAACUGGAGAACAGGGAGAUCCAGCCACCAUUCAAACCCAAAGUGUGUGGUAAAGGAGCUGAAAACUUUGACAAGUUUUUCACUCGAGGACAACCAGUCUUAACACCUCCUGAUCAGUUGGUCAUUUCUAACAUAGACCAAGCCGACUUUGAAGGGUUCUCCUAUGUCAACCCCCAGUUUGUGCACCCCAUCUUACAGAGCGUUGUAUGAACCAAAUAAGCAGGAGCCCCACCCGUCCACCCCCCAACCACCACCCCCUUACCCACCCACAGUGAAAAAUUAAUCUUUAACCCUACAAUUUAAAGGCCUUGGCCACGUCGAUUGUUCCGUUUGUUGGGGGCCUGAAAAUCGGAGGGUUAGAAGUCAAAAUGCGAUCGGCCGUUGAGGGUCGGUUUUGCAUCAAAGGAAAGCCCUAAUGGAAGAUGAAGCGGUGUCAGGUUCCCCGUUUAUUUCCUCAGAAGUCCGAUCCGGUUGUCGACCCCUAAUUAAGUCAGAAUCCUCCUGUUCCUUUUUGGCACGUUUCCGUCUGUUUUCCGUAACUCCCAUUUUGUCCAUAUUCCCAUUGUAUCCGCGUUCCGCAUUGGAAUUCCCCCACCCUAGAAUUUAGGAUGAGGCCACCAGUGUCCAUUAGGCGAGAAAACCCGGGAUUUUGGGUGCAGCCCGAAGAGAAGCACUGGAGGCUCCUCGGACCGAACGGCUCCCCGCCGACGGCUUUCGUCGCGACGGGAGGGUCGUGGCCCACCGGAUCCCACCAGGCGAGAAGGGAGAGAGCGGCAGCUUCGCCUCGCAACACGGCAGCCAGAAAGCACCCAGGCCUUGGUGACGGCCACCCCAGGUAUCCGUCGGAAAAGGCAAAACGCGCAAAAGAGCUACGGCACUGGGUCCCGGGAUGCCGUCGCAAUACAUCCUGCCGGGUUCGUGACUAGUUUCGAAUCUCAUUUUGAUGACGAGGCCAAAUGUGUUCAGAACAAUUCUAAGAGAGCAUGUGUAAUCGUUUCGGAGAAUGGAUCGAGUUGUAUAUUUAUGUUCAUCUCAAUCUCUACGAGAUUAUUCUGAGAUUCAGGGUGCCAUUGUUAGUUAUGCCACUACUCAAGAGCAUCGUAGCCAACCUCGCGACUACUCAGAUUUUGCUACCGACUUUGUUAAACCUAGUGAGAAAUGAACUGUAAGUCCCCUUCCCAUUUUGUACUUAUUUAUUUGGUAGGCUGCAGUAGAAUUUAUGAAAGUACUAUGUACAGAAACAGAACGAAAGUAUGGAGUAUCGCUUCGGCCCUGUCGGCCUUCUCCCACCUCUCUAUGCCUCUGAGCUAAGUUAGAGGGGAAAAGAAGAGGAGAGCGGGUUUCCUAUUUCCUCUUGAUCUGUCAAGACACACCUAGAGCUGUAGAAUCAGGGAGCCUGAAUGAAAAUCAGUUGGGGGGGGAAAAAAAGAUGUUGCUAGAAAGGAUUUAAUAUGUUUUGCAUAUGCAUCAUGCAAUGAAUUUUGCCUGUUUCUAAUAACCUUAAUAACAAGUAAAUCUAUAUUAUUGACAUAAUUGUAUCAAGUAUAAAGAUAGUAUUAUGAUAAUUUUAUAAAACAAUCUGUGCUAUAUAUGUGGCGGUUCUUGUUUCUGAGCAGCUAGAUUAAUUUAGAUUUAGCCUAAUGUUUUACUGCUGAGCUUUUUUUCCUAAUACAUAUCUUGCAUAUAGUCAGUGCUAGCAAGUGUAUUAGGGUUGCUUUGUAUUUUGUUUUCGUUCCUUAAACAUAGGAUGACUUUUACAAACGAAUAGCUGCUUGCAGGUUUGAUACGUGCUUCGAUUUGGCUUUGGUUACGCCUGCUUUUACCUGUCAAAAAAGGUUUUGUUUGGGGAAUCUUUUUGAAAUGAGAAACUUUUCUUUUCUGCAGCCUCCUUCGGUUCGGAUGCAAUACUUCUCCUUAGCGUUAACCGAUUCCAAGAGCUAAAAGGUGUGUUUCCCGGGCUCCGGUCUGGCCGCACCUUGUUGGGCUAGCGGUUCAUUUCUUCCCCCGCAGCCUCGUUCCCGCCGACGAGGCAAAGGUGGGGGUGGUGAACCGCCCUUUUCCUUGGCCCGCAUGGAAGGCUGGAAGCAUGCCCUCUGCACUGCUGCACACAACCACCCCACUCCCUUUCCGUGCAUGUAACCUGCUCUCGCGAGUCGUACGAUAUUGCUGUAGUCAGUUGCCCCGUCGCACCGGACCCCGAGAUGGAGGUGGGCAAAGCCAGGGGGAAGGAGCAGGGAUGUCCCGAGUUGUUUGUGCCACGCUGUGCCAGCCAAGGGCUCCUGCAGAGGUGGGGUCUUCCCCUUUAGAAAUCAGAGUCACCCAGAGGCCAGCACCCGCCUUGGGAAACAGUUCCCAGCUCUAUGCCUCCAUACUUGGCUCUGGAUCUUGGAAGCCGUUAAAUUGGAUGUGUGUCGGUGCAAGAGCUCCCGAAGGAGCCCGCUGACUGCCGCCAGUAGAGACUGUCUUUCCAGGAGGCAGGGACAGAGAAGGAGCUUGAGAAGGGUUCGGCGAGAAGCCCAACUGCGGUGCAGGAAUUCAGGAGAUUCCGUCUCUCGUGGGGGGAAGGAAGGAGUUCUGAGAAGGAAAAGGCAAAUGCUGAGCAGCCAGUAGAGUGCCCUGCCUCCAGAAGUGCUCAGUAAAUACUACUGAUGGGGUAGAAAAACGUCACCGCAGAGGCUGUCAGGCCCAGUGGUGGAGGCAGGAGAGGGGUUUGGCAGGGGAAUGUCUGUUCCCGAGGAAAUUUCCUUGGGGGAAGAAAUCUGAAGCUUGGCUGAGGCAUGUCUCUUCUAUUCUCUGACUGUCCAUUUGCAUUUUAAGACAGGAGAACACACCCCCAAGACUUGGCCUUAAAAGGGCCGGCUAGCACAGAGACGGAUUUCCAAAUCAUUCCAUUGGAAACUGUUUUUAACCCCAGAAAGUUGGACAUCCCAGCUGGCUUGAGCUUUUUCUGAUGCACUUGUGGGGAAUGAGAACUUCCUUUAACUUAGCCCCGGACUCCGAUCUGAGAAAUUUUCAAGGCCACGGCUUUGAUGAGAACAUCCUUGAGAGGAGUGCUGGGUUGGGGAACUGGCACCUUCCUACCCAGUAUUAAACUUUGUUCACUUAGCAGGGUGACCACCCUGAGAUAUGGGGUCGACCUUAUAAUGAUUUUAGUGUUUGCUAAGCAUUUCCUAUGUGCCAAGUACUGUGUUAAGAGUUGGAGUGGAUCCAAGGUCAUCAGGUCUGACCCCAUCCAUGUCCCACCCACCCGGGGUUCAAAAUAUAAAAAAAAGGGAGAGCAGGACUCUUAUCCCCAUUUCACAGAUUUGGAAGCUGAGGUACUGAGAGAUUAAGUGGUUUGCUCAGGGUCAGAGGGUGGUUUUUCUUACGUGCUUACUACGUGUCAAGCACCAUACUAAGCACUCGGGUAGAUACGAGAUACUCAGGUCCCAGGAAGAGGGAGA